GAUGAAGCUGCUGCUGCUGCUGCUGCUGCUCGUCGCUCUGCUCAGCAUCGGCGCUGAGGCUGCAGUGAAGAAUAGGAAAGAGAAAAACAAACCCUCGUCGUCCGGGUCAGAAUGCUCUGACUGGCGCUAUGGCAACUGUGUCCCUAGCAACGGGGACUGCGGCGCUGGCUUCAGGGAGGGGUCAUGUGACCAGCAGACCAAGAAGAUGAAAUGUAAAGUGCCGUGCAACUGGAAAAAAGAAUUCGGAGCCGACUGUAAGUAUCGCUUUGGCAGCUGGGGAGAGUGCGAUCCAAGCUCUGGCUCCCGGACCCGGACGGGCACGCUGAAGAGAGCUCUGUACAACGCGGAAUGUCAGCAGACUAUUUCUGUCUCCAAGCCAUGCCCGGGAAAAACCAAGACCAAAAACAAAGGAAAGAAGAAAAAAGGGAAGGGCAACUAGAAGCGGCAUCCCAGGAGGAGCUCCAGGGCUGGACGAGUGCACAUCGUGUGGACAUCUGUGAACAUCUGGUGGCCCCAACACUAACACGUCUGCAGCUGAUUUCCAUGCACAAGCCCUGCAGGAACCCCACACUCUCCCCCACUAGCAGAAAGGACUUCCAUUAAAUGUGCAAAUAUGCAAAUAUGCAGUGCAUACAUCUAGACAUGGACUGUUCUGUGCUUCUUUUUUUCUAUGACACUUGUUUGAGAUGCUUUGCUUUCACUGUAGUGAAGUCACAGACGGCAAUUCCAUGCACACCACUUUUACCACGACAGUGCAC
Salarias fasciatus (jewelled blenny) is the source of this 758-nucleotide messenger RNA. RefSeq names its product midkine-B-like. The record is from RefSeq and is a predicted model, not a curated record. Gene Ontology annotation, molecular function: growth factor activity. The transcript is spliced from 4 exons. Lineage: Eukaryota; Metazoa; Chordata; Actinopteri; Blenniiformes; Blenniidae. The coding region runs from base 2 to 439 and encodes 145 amino acids.